This is a messenger RNA of Cladophialophora psammophila CBS 110553, 1053 nucleotides long. RefSeq lists its product as uncharacterized. The record is from RefSeq and is a predicted model, not a curated record. Lineage: Eukaryota; Fungi; Ascomycota; Eurotiomycetes; Chaetothyriales; Herpotrichiellaceae. The coding region runs from base 1 to 1053 and encodes 350 amino acids. The transcript has 5 exons.
AUGCUGUGGACAAAGGUCUGUCACCUAGCCAACGGCUACGCGGGCAGCGCCCACGGUCUUGACAAGAACCAGAAGACACCGGUGGACACUUCGUGGUUCCAGUUCCUGAUCAAGCAGUUGAGAGGCGUCGUCAAUGGUGCUCAACAGAUAUAUGCCUACGACUGGUAUGAGAUGGGAUUUUUCAUAUAUGCUCUGUCCAGCGGGGCUUCGGUGGCUUUCUGUAUCGAUACCCCAACAGUGUUUCAGAACGGACUUCUCGAGAGACUGAACUCGGGAAAGGGUGAUGCACCAAACGAGGCCAUGGCAUUCCUGCAAUGUGUGAUUGUUGCAGAAAUAUCGAGACUGUACGAUGUCUCGGUUUGGACUCUGAGGGAUCAGAUCAGGGAUAUUGAAAAGACGCGAUCCGCCGCUCAUUAUGUUGAUUCGGUCCUCGAUUUCGCUCAAUUGCACGACCUCGCUCGACACACCAUCCAUACUUGCGAAGUGCUGGCAGUGGCUGUCGACACCAUCAACACGCUGUUGGCUGACUACCGUUCUGCUUCGGAUAAGCUCUGUCAAUGUCCAAGCGGCUUUGGGCCUUCGAUGCAGCCACAAUGCCCUCACAAUGAGAUGUCGUUUUGGCUCGGACUUCUGGAGAAUUUUGGGCGACGAGCUAAGUCUCUGAAUGAGAGACUGUCGAACGAGAUCAAUCUGGGCUUCAACCUCGUGGUCCAACGAGACACGCGGGAAACGGUCAUGAUUAGCAGGAUGACGGUCGACAUCAGUAGCGCGGCGCGAAGCGAUAGUGCAUCGAUGAAGACGAUUGCAGUAGUUACCCUUGCUUUCCUGCCGGCCACAUUUGUUUGCACGAUAUUCAGCAUGAGCUUUUUCACACUCAACGUAGAUAAUGCGACGGGAGCGAAACACUGGUUGAUCUCGGACCGUUUCUGGAUAUACUGGGUCAUUACUAUGCCGUUGACUGCUUUAACUCUGAUUUGUUGGUGGUAUGGCCAACGCAAAGAGGAGACACGCGAGAGGAGCAGACAGCCGAGUUGGAAAUCUACAGGGCCAUAA